This is a messenger RNA of Dermochelys coriacea (leatherback sea turtle), 3921 nucleotides long. RefSeq names its product tissue factor pathway inhibitor (gene TFPI). Gene Ontology annotation, cellular component: extracellular region. The coding region runs from base 287 to 1207 and encodes 306 amino acids. Gene Ontology annotation, molecular function: serine-type endopeptidase inhibitor activity. The transcript is spliced from 8 exons. NCBI's taxonomy places the organism in Eukaryota, Metazoa, Chordata, Testudines, Dermochelyidae. Gene Ontology annotation, biological process: negative regulation of peptidase activity. The record is from RefSeq and is a predicted model, not a curated record.
GGUCACAACACUCUAAACAGGAAGCUUCCCCCUGCCUCUGAUCUCAUUGAAUCUUAGCCAGAAUAAGCCUCUCUUCACAGCAAACAGAGGAGCAACCUCUGGCAGUGUAAUCAGCAGGCUGCUACAGCUGCAUUAUAGCAGGAUCAGAUUGCAUUUUUCCCAUUAUAUCUCCCCCACUCCCAAGUCCUAUCUUCAACAAGAACUGAUAGUGAAGAAGCAAGCUCAACACAUUUCAGGAAUUCGCCAAUUCUCUUUCAAGAACUGCUCACAGGAAUUUGGUUGAAAGAUGAAAGAAAUGAAGAGAGGCUGUUUCUUAGUAACUACCUUACUCCUGUUGUUGGGCUGUGUCCCAUGGCAUGUGACUGCAGACUCAGAAAAUGGAGAAGAAGACCAGGACAUCCCAGGUGCUGCUUUACCACCUCUCAAGCUAGGAAAUUCAAUCUGUGCUUUGAAGGCGGAUGGCGGUGCAUGUAAAGCAAUAUAUACAAGGUAUUACUUCAACAUUCAAACCCGCCAAUGUGAGAUGUUUGAAUACGGUGGAUGCCAUGGCAAUGAGAACAACUUCAUAACACUAGAAGAAUGCCAGGAGAUGUGCGUGGUAUCAGAAUUCCUGGUGAAGAAAACCCGUGGAAGAUUUAAAAAAGAAAAGCCCGACUUCUGUUUUAUGGAGCAAGACCCUGGAAUCUGCCGAGGCUAUUUUUCCAGAUAUUUCUAUAACAAGGAAUCACAGCAGUGUGAAAAGUUCAAGUAUGGUGGGUGCCUGGGAAAUCAGAACAACUUUAAGGCCUUGGAAGAAUGCCAGAUUGCCUGCCAGGACAAUUCAAAUUCACUGCAAUUAGACCACCGUGACGAACACCCCAUCAUGAUGAACAAUAGCUCUCUUGUUGCAAAGCCCAGUGAGUUUCCAAGGCUUUUUGAACCACCUCCUCUCCCUUCUCUCUGCAUGACCCCUGCGGAUCGAGGCCUUUGCAAAGCCAAUGAGAAAAGAUUCUUCUAUGAUCACUCAACAGGAAAAUGCCAUCCAUUUAGCUACAGUGGGUGUGGUGGGAAUGAAAAUAAUUUCACCUCCAAAAACUCAUGUCUGAGGACCUGUAAGAAAGAUUUCAGUAAAAAACAAGGACGAAGAGGCUUAAUGAAAAUCAAGAGAAAAAGAAAGAAACAGCCGUUGAAACUGAGGGAAGAUGAAAUCAUCAUUGAAAGGAUAUAACUUCUGCUUUUUUAAAAGAGAAAUGUGAACUACUCCAUUAUCUUUCAUCUGUGAACGAAAGCAUUAACAGCAGCAUUUUUAAACUCCUUACUGUACUGAUCAUUUGAUUAUGCAUUAUUGGGCGGCUUAUCUAUUUUGUUUUGUAUUCCUUAUUCAUGUGUGCUAAGCGAUCAGCAUUUAAUUUUUUUUCGGACAAACGUAGUUAAAAAUGCAGUUUGGCAAUGUACACUCGCCAACGGAGCUGAAGCAGGACAAAACAGACUGUGUGUGUAUAUCUGAGCCACAAUGAUUCAAAGAUCAGGCUGGCUUCACCUAGUCUGUUUUAUUGUCUUGUUUGUCUUCCUCUGUAAACUUUCUUCUCGAAAGGAAGUAUAAUGCUUUUUAUAUUGGAGCAUGAAUAAUUCAUUCCUGAAUACAGAUAAAGGGCAAUUGCUACAAAGAGACACUGGGCCUGAUUCUGAUCUCAUUUAUUAUAUAUUAUGUAAAUCAGGUUUUAACUCUGCCGGAGUCCAUGGAGCCAGACUGCUGUAAAUGGGGUGUAAGAUCAUAGUUAGUCCCACUAAGACCACAAAGAGAAUAUUCAAGUCAUAAACAGGUGGAGAAAUGUCACUGUGGAUCUUCACAAAGCCCAAAGUAUAUCAAGGACACUGAGCUUUACAGCUGAAGUCAUCAAGCCUCACCUUGUUGUGGCAAUGGAGACAUGGGUAGCAAGAUAAUAGUUCCCAGUAAAACAAGUUUAUCUUCGUCUAUUUAAAGACAAAACAAAAAAUUGUAAGUAAAUUGAUCACUUUAAAGAUCUCAUGACAUGUCCUGUCCCUCUGAAAAUAUAAUAGAUGCUGGAUAGGUUUGGGUUGUUUUUUUUUUGUUUUGUUUUUUAAAAAGAGUAUUUAUCAUUUCCAUAUGUUUUGCUUUGAAUACAAUGUCUUUGUGCCAUAUGGCAAUAAAUGCUUGGCAUAUAUAAAAAUGAGCUGGUUUUCAGAAUACUUAUCUUAAUUGAUAUGGCCCUACUUCCAUGAUAUGUGAGCCCAUCACACUCUUAAAUGUAUCUAUCUUUCCUCACUAUAUUUUGAGCCAUAGGAAAUUGCUCUUAUCACUGAUUUACAGACAGGGAAUUGAAACAGAGAGAGAAACUAAAGGCCAGAUUUUUAAAGGUAUUAUGGUGCCUAAAAAUGUAGAGAGGUACUUUGAAAAAAUCCCAGUAGCUGCCUAUCUGCAUUUUUAGGCACUUAAAUACCGGACCCUAUGUGAUUGACUGGUUCAAGUCACACAGAAAAUUGUUGCAGAAGAAGGAACUGAACCUAUGUCUGCUAUGUACAAGGAUAGUACCUCAGCCACUGAACAUCCUUCUGUCUAGGAUGAGUUGUCUGAGUGAUUUCAAAAGCCUAUACUUUUUGUAUUAUUUGUCCUCUGCUACAUUUUGUGCUACUAAGCCUGCUUUGAAAAAUACUUCUAGGACUGAAAUAUUCACUGAAAAAUAUGAUGCCUUAUGAUUGUAUCUUAUAUAAACCUCUGUGAGAAGCAAAGAAUCAUAACGUGAUAACUGUUUGACUGGACCAAACUGGGCUCUUCUUCACCAGUGUAAAUCCAGAAUAACUCCAAUAACUAGUGAAGAUCAAUAGUUUCUCAUUUCUCCCCACAUGUAAUUUGUUUUAUGGUACUAAUGGGUCUGAUUCUUGUCUCACUUACUACAGUUCAAAAUCUACACUGGGGUAACUGAGAGCAUAACUUGCCCCAGCAAUCACAUUAUGACUUCACUCCUCAGUCCCAGUGAAGCACGUUAGGAUCUUUGGAUGAAAGGUUCAAUAAAAAUGUUAGUUUUUAUUUUAACGUAUACUCAGAAAAUCAGAUGAAAAUAUGUUAAAUCAAACCUAGAAUGAGAAACAUAUUCAAUAUUAUAUAAGGAAGCUUAGACAUAAAUUGUGCAGAUUGUGAACUGCAUUGUAUUGGAGCAGAUAACUUUAUUAGACAACUGGGCAAGUUAGUAAUGAUAAGUGCAGUUAGAAGGCCUGAUCUUGCAUGGUUACUCAAACUAAACUCCCAUUGGCCUGGUUCUCACUUACGCUAUGGGCCAUUAUAGCACUCUGGCAAUAUCAUUUAUACUCCCUUUAAGGCACCAUUACACUGCCAGAACAGUAUAAAGGGACCCUAGUAUAAAUGAGCAUCAGGCCCCUAUUCUUUAGUAGUAAGAGUACGGUUCUCAAACUAGCAACAAUUCUAAAAUGGAUUUGCAUUAUCCAUUCUUAGGGAAAAUCUUUUCUUUUUCAUCAAGUCUGCUCCAUGGCUGCCAUUGCAAUCCCACAGUGUCACCAUUUGCAAUGUUGAUACUGUAAAGAAGCUUAAAGUAAUGGGACCUUCAGUAGAACGUAAAUCAGACAAAUAUUGGUUUCACCUAUUACUUCAUGUACUAAGAAAACAUAUUGCAAGUGGAUUAAUUGUGUAUGCUUCUUCUUCAAUCCUAAACAUUGCUGAAAUCAGUGUGAAAAAGUGAAAGUGAAAGCUGAAAUCAGACUUUCACUUUAUGCAAAACCCUAUCUUUACUGUAUGGUUUUUAUAAAAGUGCAAAUCUGCUAAAUAUUGUUUGCAAUGUUAUUAGCCCUGUUGUCUUUUACUGUAAUAACCAUGAGUUUCAUGAAACAUUGUUCUCUUUUUAUCUGUGCAUUUGUUUCUGUAUGGUAAUCUGGAUUUUGUAGCAUAGUAAUAAAUGGAAAAGUUUA